This is a messenger RNA of Pygocentrus nattereri (red-bellied piranha), 4559 nucleotides long. RefSeq lists its product as uncharacterized. Gene Ontology annotation, biological process: positive regulation of Rho protein signal transduction. The transcript is spliced from 9 exons. Gene Ontology annotation, molecular function: guanyl-nucleotide exchange factor activity. Bases 480 to 4103 code for a protein of 1207 amino acids. NCBI's taxonomy places the organism in Eukaryota, Metazoa, Chordata, Actinopteri, Characiformes, Serrasalmidae. The record is from RefSeq and is a predicted model, not a curated record.
CGUAAAGACGAAGUCUGCUCCUGCAGGGCUGGAGGAGAGGUCUCCUUCACCAGGAGCGAGGCUGCCGCGGGCUACUGCGGCUACACGACACCGGAGCUCACAGCGCAUGCAGUUAGUUUAGCUGGAAGGGUGAAAAUUCAUUUAGCGUUGCGAACUGGACGACGUGUUAACUAGGAGCCGAACACGAGCUCGGUGCGAGGCGGCGUUAGCUCCGCCGGUCAUUCCGGGUGAAGUGGAUGCGGCUCGAUGGACUUUGCUUCUCUUCUCUGAACGCGGGAGAACCAGCGAGUAAUAUGUUUAUGCUCAGGGCUUCAGCUGUCUGGAUUUGUGGAUGGUGAGUCUACCUUGAAGGACAGAUCAGCAGACAAAGAAGCAUUUGGGGGGAGCCAGUGAAGUUUACCCUGAAGCAAGCAGAGUAAAGGUGCACACAGAGACUUUGUUAAAAUGGGGGCUGUGGUCCCCAUGCCUCUCUCUGAUGGAUGCCGGCUCAUGCUGUGGUCAUGCCGGACGUGAAGGCUCUGCCAUGUGAGUACUCCCAAGCAGGCUCCCCUGCUGGCUGCAGCAUGGACCUGGAGCCCUGCCUCAGUGAGCUGCCAGCCCCUCUAUCUGUCCUUGGCCCCCCGUUAUCUGGGUAUCCCCACCACAGCACACCUUCCUUCUCCAACGUGGCCGCUCCGGCAGGUCACUGUCCUCCAGGAUGCAACAACAACAGCCUUCUUGGAAACCUGGGGCUCAGGUACUGCUCGGCCAGCAGUGUGCAACCACUCAAACAGCCCGAAUCUCGAGUGGGGCUCUUCUCUCAGGGCUGUGUGAACUCCGGCAGCAACCGAAUGUACCGCAGCCUGGAAAACCUGCACUGGAGUUCAGCACCUGACCCUGGUGUUUACACUUAUAGGAGUGUAGAAAGUGAGUUCAUUCUCCACUGCACCUCCAGCAGUCAGUGGUACGAUGGGCCUCCUCAGGGAUCACAUGUCUACAGUAUGAUGCACUCCCCUGAGAGCAUGGCUUUCUACCCACGCCGUAACCUGACAAGAAAGGACUUGCCUCUAUUCCCUCAGUGGCUAUUCCCUACUGUGGAGGACUGGGGUGUAAACGGAAAUGGUCGUAAAGGCCUGAGAGAUAAGCUCCGCCUCCAGAGCGCUCGUGUCACCGAACCCCACAAGCCCCUUCGGCCUCAGCCUUUGCCCAACAAUAUCUCCCAUUCUUUUUAUGAUCCGGAAAUGGCAUUGCGCCAUGGUCGGCCCUCUUCCCCAGGGCUAGUGAACAGCCAGAGAGAGCUAUGCGCUCGUCGCAUCACCAGCCCCGAGGAGAUCAAGCAAGAAGUUUUACGGCGACUCCAGCUGCGCAGACAGAGGAGCACACCUAACCUGGCCCUCAGCUCAGGUCAGGAAGCUAACCUCAGCAAAUCUUACACCACUGAGCCGGUCAACAGCAUUGCCCAGUCUGCUCUUGAGAGGAAAAGGCCGCCGAUGGGUCGCCUACAUAUCCCAACCUUCGAGGAGUUUAAGAGAAUGAGGCAGCGAGAGAGCAGUCAGGGUCUGGGCCUUUUCACAGUGCCAUCUGGUGUAGGAGCUGGGUCUGAAGGCCACAGUGUGGAAAAAGUACAGACGGUUAAAGAUAAACUACAGACAGAGGCUAAAACUGAGGCAGAAAUUGGGCAAAACUGUAUAAUCACUGAAGAUGCAGCCCAACUAUGUGGUUCCAGUGGCCAGGAACUGACAGAGGGCAGUUCUUCUGCAGAGACCACAGAUGGACCCAUCUGUACAGGGCCCGUGCCUCGCUCUCCUCUGCACUCCCAGGCUGCUGCCACCACAGGAGGAGCACAAGUCUAUGAAGCUGGGGGCACUGGGCCUACAGAUAUAGCUCUUCUCCCUUUUCCUCCCCGCAGGGAGAAUGCCGAAGGGGCAUCUAGCUGCUGCCCCGCUAUCCUCUUAGAUGGGACAGAGCUCUCUAGCUAUGGAGCCAAGAUCUACAAGAUGAAGGAGGGCCUCCUCGGAUCAGCCCUGGACCUCAUAAAGAAGAGCUGCAGUGCAGACAUCAGCACCGAAGCCCCCAUCAGGCUGUCACGUGACCUGAAUGACGGCGAUGACAUCAUCACUCCCCAGCCCAGCCGUCAAUCUGCCCACGUUGCCAUGACAACGCCGGCCUGCGGAGAAGAGGCUUGCACCGAAGCCACAGGACGAGAGGGAGAAGAGCCUGCAGAAUUCCUGGGCACAGCAGAGAGCUCUGUCACGCAUGCACCAGAAAAAGCUCUGCAGGCAGCUGCGUGGCACACACAACUGCAGGCAUGCAGCGGUGUGCGCAGAGCCGUGGCUCAGAAUGACUCCCGCGCAGGAUUAGAGGCAGGUUUCAUCGUGAUCUCUGGGUCAGGAUGCAGGCGCUCCAGCUCAGACGCUGCCUAUGAACCGGCCGAAUCGGUGAGGGCCCAGCGCGAGUGUCGUCUGCGGCCCCACUACAGCGACCCCAUGCCCGCUGAUGCUGCCAAGCGCAAGCAGCUGGAGAUGAAGAUCGCUGCAGCUGCACGACUCCACAGUCAGCGGCGGGACAGAGAAAGUGGUGCGUGCAUAGUUAGGGGGCGCUCUGAGCCCAGAGGAGAAGGCCGGAGUGGAGGUCUGGGUGUGAACCGCACAGGCCAACACCGCUGGAGCACAGUUAGCAGUCUGAGCGCGGACAGCGGAGUGGUAGGGCUGAGUGACGAGCGUGAGGAUGAGGAGGAGCCACGGCGGGCCCGCCGCAGUGCUGGAGCAGAGGUGGAGCGAGUGGACAGUGGCAUUGGUUCUGGGCUGGCCCGAGGUUGGAAGAGACCCUCAGCGUCUCUGAAGGCCUGGGAGGCCCACCGGCCAUGCCCAGACUGCGGCAACAGAGAGGGCACUCAAGGAGAGGGAAUGUGUGAGCGCUGUUCAAAGCUACGGACUGAGCGCAAAGAGGCCAUUCUGGAGUUCCUCAACACAGAGUCCAGCUAUGGGGAGGACCUGCGCAUCAUCAAGGAAGAGUUCUACUGCCCCAUGCAGAGUGCAGGGCUGCUCACGACUGAACAGCUGGCUGUGGUCUUUAGCAAUGUGCAGGAGCUAAUUGAUGUGAACGACAGGUUUACAGAGCACUUGCAGGACAGCAUUGACCAGGCUUUUGAUCAGGGAGAUGAGGAUCUGCUAACUGUAUGCAUUGGAGAAAUCUUCUUGGAGUUUGUCAACAUGCUGCCAGCCUUCCAGACCUACUGCUUACAGCAAUCUGCAUCUGUAAACAUGCUUAACACUCUCGAGAAGGAAAAAGAGCUGCUAAGGAUAUUCCUUGAUGUAUCGCAGAAUGAUAACACAGCUCUGCGGCGCAUGAAUCUGCGAUCAUUCCUCAUGGCUCCACUUCAGCGUGUAACCAAGUAUCCGCUGCUGCUGAGUCGAAUCAGCAAGGCCACUAACGAGUGUCACCCUGACCACGCCCGGCUGAGGGAAGCCAAGAGUCGGGUGGAGUCCCAUUUGGAGCACAUCAACAUGAAGACCAAGCAGGAGGGCACGGCAACGUGGUCCCUGCGCUCAUUCCGCCGUGACAGUCGCAAGAACCGUGAGGUCAUCAACAUCGAGAUGAGAGAGAUGUCCAUGAAGACGGUGGGCUGGGCUCGGGAGAGCACACGUUUCAUCAUGGAGGGUCCGUUGCAGCUCUCACAGCCUGCAGAUGGCCAGUGGGUGAAGAAAGGGAGCAAGUCUCUCAAGUUUCAGAACGUUCAGAGUUUGCUCAUGGUGUUCACGCAGCGCAGCACGGAGGGAGCACCUCCAGCAGAUGGUGUAAGAGGAGAGCAGCAAGAGACCUUUGAGAUGGUGCGGGAUGGUGUGCUUGUGUUGAUUAAAGAUAAAAGCAGCAGUAAGUUCACUGUGUUGCGGGAGCCCAUCCGUCUGGCCAACUGUGUGGUAUCCUCUGACCCUGACUCUGACGACACUUUUGAGGUGCUGGACAUUCGCCGUGAGGCCUUUGUUUUCCGUGCCUCUGACAAAUCGCGCACACAGCAAUGGUUUCGUCAGAUCAAGAGGUAUGCCUGUGAUCUGGGACUCUGGAGGAAAAGACGCAAUGCACUCCCCAAUAUUAUGAUCAACACGACCCAGAGCCGCUCCUGAGACUAGGCCCUGCAGCAAAUAUUUUCCCUACUCAGCCUAAUUCUGCUGUAAAUAAAGGAAAAUAUUCAUUCAAUUGACAGUAUUAAAUGAGGGAAAACAGAUCUUAUAUUUCUUUUUCCUAAAGGACUUUAAUUGUGGGGCUUUACUGUGAUGAAAAAAGAACUGUAUAAUGAUUUGGACAAGAGUGCACUUUCUAUAAUAAAACACUGACUCAAAAAGACAAAGAAGAAAAAACAAACUUGCGUGUGAAGUUUCAGCUCUUUGGCAGACCAAAAUAAGGACGUGGUUGGGAACAUCACUGGCCACUGAUUGUAUAAUAUUUCUUAAUGAAGUACGUUUUCAGCAAUGACAUGGUUUUUGGUAAAAAAAAAAAGGAAAAAAAAGAAGCAUGGGUGAAAAUGUUGAAAAACUAUUGAAGAAUGGAAACUGUUAAAAAUGUCCUUUUUAACAAUGAUG